Molecule: messenger RNA, 2103 nt
Organism: Cimex lectularius (bed bug)
Lineage: Eukaryota; Metazoa; Arthropoda; Insecta; Hemiptera; Cimicidae
Gene: Srp54
Product: serine/arginine-rich splicing factor 11
Exons: 1
Coding region: 160-1995 (611 amino acids)
Cellular component (GO): nucleoplasm
Molecular function (GO): RNA binding
Source: RefSeq, a predicted model, not a curated record
GCUAGAGACGGCGGCCAUGUUAAUGUUGACCUGUGCUGAUCUCGGUACAGUUGUGUUUUUAUUUGUGAACGCUGUGUCGGCUUUCGACAUCUUUUUCUUGUUUUUCAACCCGUGAGAUGUUUUAAGAAAACGCCCGGCCCUGGUCGUUUCUCGAGCGAGAUGACGGCGCAAACGGACAUCCCUCCGGUGCCUUCCACCAAGGUGGUUCAAAUCACAAACAUCGCCCCUCAGGCGACGAAGGACCAGAUGCAGACGCUUUUCGGCUUUCUGGGCAAGAUCGAAGAUAUAAGGCUUUACCCGACGAUCAGGGACGUCUCGGUCCCUGUACAGUCGAGGAUUUGCUACGUAAAGUUUUUCGACGCGGUAUGCGUCGGCGUCGCACAGCAUAUGACCAACACGGUCUUCAUCGACAGGGCCCUGAUCGUCACCCCGUACGUGUCUUCGUCCAACGAGAUCCCGGACGAAUACAGAGCAUUGGAGAUCGCGGCUCAGGCCAACGUCGUGCCCGGUUUGUACGGAAACAACUCGAAACUGCCUCCUCAUGUGACAAACCAGAUCGAAGGUACUCAGCCGAACCAGGUCAUCACGACUCACGACCCUGUGUUGAUAUCCAACGGGCUUCCUCCUUACCCUCCUCUCCCGAUAAAUUACGAUUCCGUUCGUAUCGAAGAAAUCCGCCGGACCCUCCUUGCUUCCAACCUCGACAGUAACAUAACAGCCCAGCAGCUCAUCGACUUUUUCGGUACGGCCGGGGACGUGAAGUACGUCAGGUUUGUCAAGAGGGAAAACGAUCCUAACACGUACGCCCUUAUAGAGUUUUCCGAACAGUUGAGCAUAAUCAAUGCUUUGAAAAUGAAUGGGCAAUCUCUUCUCGGACGUCACGUGCAGAUUUGCCAUUCGACUGUGAACAUAGAUAAACCGCAAGCGAAGAGCAACGAAGCGGCGCAGAGAGAGAUCGAAGAGGCCAUGACUCGUGUAAAAGAAGCGCAGAAUUUGAUAUCAGCCGCUAUUGAUCCUGUAAUCGGGAUCUUGUCCAAAGACAAGAAGAGGGGUCGAUCUAGAUCGAGGUCGAGAAGGAGGUCCAGGUCUAGAUCUAGGGGGAGAAGGCGCAGAUCCAGGUCCCGGUCGAGGGGGAGGAGAAGGCGGUCUCGUUCCAGGAAACGCAGCAGGUCGCGUUCUAGAAAGCGCUCUCGCUCUCGUGACCGCAAGAAGAGGUCCAGAGACCGCCGCCGGACCAGGACGAGAUCCCGCACAAGAAGCCGAGACAGAUCACGCAGGAAAUCUCGCAGCCGUUCACACUCCAAGCGCAGCGAUAAAUGCAAAUUGAGACACAAGGAGGAUAAAAAAGAUAAAGACAGGAGUAAAGAAUUGUCCCCGAUCAAAGAAACCGAAAAAGCUUCGAGUCUAGAACCAGAAAAAGACUCACUUACAGACGCUCCGGAAAAUAUUUCAAAAGAGGGAUCAAAAUCGCCUGAAAAAUCACCUUCGAUCAGAAGAAGCAGAAGCGCUUCUCACAGAGAAUCGAGAUCCGUGAGCCGUAAAAGAUCCCCGGUAAGGAAGAAGUCUCGCUCUAUAUCCAGAAAGAAAUCCCAUUCUCCUUCUCAUAAAAAAUCGAGAUCCCCUUCUAGGAGGAAAUCUAGGACGCCGACGAGGAAAAACAGCCGCUCUCUGUCAAGGAGGAAAACUCGGUCGCCUUCCCCUCGUAAGAAAUCACGCUCCGUGUCGAGGAAGAAGUCCCGGUCCCCUUCGAGGAAAAAGAGCAGGUCACCUGAAAGAAGAAGGCGGACAAGGUCGCCUCGUAGAAGGUCGAGGUCGAGGAGCAGGAGAAAAUCGAGAACACCGAGGAGGAGGAGCAGAACACCGAGAAAGAGCAGAUCUCCUAGGAGAAAGAGGAGCAGAUCUCCACGAAGGAAAAGGAGUAGGACUCCUAUCAAGUGGAGAAGCAGAUCUCCAUCAUCACCCUUAAGAAGAAGAACUAAAUCUCCUUCUCCUUAGUUUUACUUGUAUAUUUUGAUUUUUUCCUUGUAAUUUAUGGCUAUUCAAUUUAAAUUUUCUAAUCUGUUCGAUAUAAUAAUAAAAAUUAAAAAAAAAAUUGAACAGCAC